AUGUCGCGAACUCUGCCCAAGAAGUUUAACCCGCUUAUCCUCACGGAAGUGGCUCCCUCUUAUGAGGAGCUUCUUGCGCGCCGUCGUUUGGGAAAGACGCACCUCUCCGUUCGACCUACUCAGAUUGGUACUUCGAAUGCCACCAAGCCCGAGAACCUGGGCGUCUUCGAAUACGCUCACCUUCGCGCUCCGCUGCCCAAGGAUCUGAAGGGCUCUGAGAUUUUCCCAUCCCACACCUCUCAGCAGCACCCCGAGACCUACUUUUUGAUGCGUCGCAGCAAGGACGGAUUUGUCAGUGCCACUGGAAUGUUUAAGAUCGCGUUCCCAUGGGCCAAGGCCGACGAGGAGAAGGUCGAGCGCGACUACUUGAAAGCUCGCGAAUACACCAGCGAGGAGGAAGUCGCUGGCAACGUGUGGAUCUCUCCCAUGUUUGCUCUUGAGCUCUCCAAGGAAUACAAGAUGUACGAUUGGGUCCGCGCCCUUCUGGACCCUACCGAUAUUGUUCAGAGUCCAUCCAGCGCAAAGAAACAGAUCACUCCCCCGCCCAAAUUCGAAAUUCCAGAUGACGAACCUGAAAUGCCCCAGCGCCGUCGCGGUCGCUCCGCCUCUCCUAGUAAGCAGUCACCUCGCAAGUCUCGCACCACUCGUGUUGGCAAGGAUAUUUUGGGAACUCCUUCUACGAACGCUGCCAACGCUAGCCUUCACUCUGCUCUUGAGAUCACCGCAUCUGGUAUGGACACUGAAGCGGUCCCUGAACUAGCACCCGCGCAAGGCGAGACACAAGUCAAGUCUACUGGAUCCCCAUCGAAGAAGUCAAGGAGCAAGAAGAUCGCCAUCCCCGAGGAGCCCGAGGAAGAGGUCAAGGAGGAGAAGGAAGUGACCAAGGAAGAGAAGAAAGAAAAGAAGAAGGAGGAGAAGAAGGCUGAGAAGAAGGCCGAAAAGAAAAUUGAGAAGAAGAGCGAGCAGAAUGAUGAGGUCAAGGACAAGGAAGAGGAGGCAAUUCCUUCAGUGGAAGUCGAUGCCCCGGAAGUGAAGACCACUGAGACCACCGUCACCCUUGACAUGCCCAUCAGCCUUCCCGACGUCCCGUCCGCUGCUGAGACGGAAGCAAUGAUCGCCCAGGCUAAGGGAAUGGUUGAAGAGGCCAUUAAAGCCCAAGCUAGUGGUGCUGUCGAGCCAGAGUCCGUCAAAGUGACAAAGAAGCGCAAGCCCGAGGAAGAUGACGAGGAAACCUCGGCCGAGUCCACUCAGCGGGCCAAGAAAGCCAAGGUCCUUGAAAACAAGCUCCGGGAGGAGCGGGUUCGCAACCGCUCUAUCUUCGGUGUUUCUGUGGCCUUCGCUCUUGCUGCUUCAAUUCCCUACUUCCUUUAA
This is a messenger RNA of Penicillium nucicola, 1371 nucleotides long. Its product is annotated as KilA-N domain-containing protein. The record is from RefSeq and is a predicted model, not a curated record. The transcript has 5 exons. Gene Ontology annotation, molecular function: DNA binding. NCBI's taxonomy places the organism in Eukaryota, Fungi, Ascomycota, Eurotiomycetes, Eurotiales, Aspergillaceae. Bases 1 to 1371 code for a protein of 456 amino acids. Gene Ontology annotation, biological process: meiotic attachment of telomere to nuclear envelope; mitotic telomere tethering at nuclear periphery. Gene Ontology annotation, cellular component: nuclear membrane complex Bqt3-Bqt4.